AUGUCGGACACGCGAUCUCAAGGAUCGAGUCGUUCGCGCAACAAGGCGCGUCUGCCCCUGCCUUCGCAGCUUAGUAACACUGGCGAAGUCGACCUUCUCAGCCAGUUUUCGGGCAAUUCGGAUCCUAAAAGCAAGAAGUCUUCCAAACGAAGCAAAAAUCUACCUCUUCCUUCUGGGCAAGGUGACGCUGCUGGCGACUUGCUCUCUUCACUUUUGGGCGGCUCCAGCGAAACAAGGUCGAACAAUUCCAAAUCCAGUCGUCGAAAGAAGCUGCCUCUCCCGUCCAACGGCGCCGAAUCAUCCCUUCUCAACGAUUUCCUCGAGCCAUCAUCUUCAACUUCAACAACUAGCAAUCAGAACAGAUCAGGGAACCGACUUGCCCCAUCCUUCGCCAGGGAAAAGAGCCACCUCUCUUCAGGAUCGCAUACUGUCGAGGGGGAAUCUGGUGCACAGGACUUGCUCGAAAGACUAACCAACUUGAGUUCCAGGUCUAAUGAAUCUGGAUCGAAGAGAUCUAUCAACACAAAUGGCUCUCGAAGAAAUCUUCCCAAGCCUAGUCAAAUGGGCAAAACUGACGAUCUCUUGAGCAUGUUCUCCAGUACUCAGCCUCAAGAACACGACUACGACUCGGAAAACAUCGUCUACGAGCCUGCUGAUGAUGAUGAAGCCGAAAACGAAGAUUACUUUGAUGAAGGUAAUCCGCCGAUGUCGCCAAGGGACACUUUGAAGGAAGCUUCGGAUGUGUUGUCCAUUCUCAGUGGACAUGGAGGUGGCAUUAAGCCGAGCGUGCUAACAGGCCGUGUUAAAUAUUCUGACGAUGAUUCCAAAAGCAUGUCUUCAGCAGGAUCCAGGGAGCGGCCAGAGAGUCAAAUAUCUGGCAAGGGCUACAUCUCGGAUAAAUCAUCAAUGGUUUCGGCUAGUAAUCAAAAAUCGUCAGGUCUGGCGGCAAGUUUGACGAGUUCUGGCCAUGAGGGAAGGCAGUGGAAUCAGAAUCGAGCGUAUUUUCUCCGAACAGCUAAACUACGCGAAGCGAAGAAAAACUCGCCCCUCGGCAAGUGGCUUCCCGGCGGAUCGAUGUCGUCCUCCACCCGUUCUAAAAAUUACAGCAAUCGCGACGAGGAAGAAGAAGAGGAAACGCUAGAAUCGGCUCCGGAAGCGGACCAAGCAUUUGUCGAACACCUUCAGCUCGAGCUAGAGGAAGCGCGGCGGAUUAUACGCUCGCACGAGCAAAAGAUUCUAGCUCUUCAGACUGAGCUCGGCUGCGAGCUUAGUAGAGCCUUUCGCGGCUUCACGGCUUACUUUCGACUCUUGAGGCGACCAGACUUGAAGGAUGAAGUUGAAGCCGCCCGCGAAUCGUGCAUGGAAGAAGAAUGCGAACGCGUCGAAGCUGAGAUUGAGAAAGAAAAAGUUCACAAUGAAAAUCGACUUUUGAAGGAAAGAAAUGAGUCUGUCAGUCAAAAAAUUGACAGAAUCACAGAUUUAUUUCAAAAUUUCGAUGCAACUUUGUGUGAUUUUGAGACAUACGAUCGUUUGAAGGUUCAAAUACAAAAUUUGGAGCGAACAAAGAGCAACUCUCGAAUUCCCCCUCUGAAGGAAAAUACGCGCUCGAUGAGCAAUCUGGACCGUCCUCAAAGCUCAACGAUUGCGAUUCAAACCGACGAGCUCCGAACUGUCAAAUCGAUGGGCGAUGUUCUUACUUCCAAUGCGCUUGUUAGAACUUCUUCAUUGAGUGAUAUUGAAAACGCAGAUCCAAAACAGCUUACGAAUGAAAUCUCCGAAGCUGGUGGCCUCGUUAUUUCCUCCGUCGCAACUGGGAAAGAAAUCGCCAUUCCCUUUGAAAAUAAACCGACUAGCUUCAAGGUGGCGAUUCUCGGCUAUUGGAUGAAAGCCCUCAUCCUCAGAGAAAGUGACUUCUCUGGCUCGCUGUACAAACAUCUUUGA
Molecule: messenger RNA, 1941 nt
Organism: Oikopleura dioica
Lineage: Eukaryota; Metazoa; Chordata; Appendicularia; Copelata; Oikopleuridae
Source: the annotation of a GenBank genome assembly